Molecule: messenger RNA, 1885 nt
Organism: Pseudonaja textilis
Lineage: Eukaryota; Metazoa; Chordata; Lepidosauria; Squamata; Elapidae
Product: beta-1,3-galactosyltransferase 4-like
Biological process (GO): protein O-linked glycosylation
Cellular component (GO): Golgi membrane
Molecular function (GO): hexosyltransferase activity
Source: RefSeq, a predicted model, not a curated record
CUUUGUAACCCCCUUGACAGGAACCAGGGUUUAACACAGCGGGUUAAUGGCAUUGGUGCUUCUCGGCGCAAGGCUCCACCUGGCCUUACUUAGAGAAAAGCCCCCUUCAUCAUCCCGUCAUCUCAUUCUCCGGAGUUUCCCCUGCCUGUCAUUUGUCACUUGCGCCAAGACAGCAGCAAGAAGCGUAAGACAGUCCCGUAGGCAAUUCGAUCCGUCCUCACCCUUGGCGUCUUGGUUCUACGUACUUGGGUCCCUUCCUGGCUGACUGGGUGGGUUGAACCUUGACUUUCCUUAUGAAUGGGGAUUCCUCCCCUGCGGAGACACACGGUGGCUUUUGCUGCUCCCUGGAGGAUUUAAAGGGCCACCCUCCCCAUUUGACGGAUUCCCCUUGUCUUCUCUCCUUCAGAGAUCAGGACCUGCCCUAGUCAAAGCCCAGCUGCUCAGCCAGAGAGAGAAGCAAACGGAUUGGCUGAUGGUUGCCAAUGGGGCAAAGGGGCCCCUCCCUCCACAGAGCCAGGCCCGUACCUUCCCCGCCUCCCUGGGUGUUACCUGUGUGGGCAGGUUUUGGGUAGGAACGGUGCCAGGAAGCAACCGACACAGAUUGGAUCCUCUCUUGCGGAGCCCACAAAGACCCUCCCACAGGCCCUGCUGCCGCCCAUGAUUGCCAUGCCACCUCGCUGGAAGCGCUCCCCAUGCCGCUUGACCCAGCUUUUGGUCGGGCUGCUGUGCAGCCUGGCAACCCUCUUGGUUCUCAGCUUCCUGGCCGGCAGCCGCCUCGAGGACCCACUCUCACGCUCGCGGCCCUCCCAGAUGGGGAAUGGUGUGGGGGAGCGACACAUAGACACCUUGCUCCUGCCGCCCCCCAACGCCUUCCCACUGUCCCCAUCGCCCUGUGCCCUGACCUCCCCCUGGCUACUGGUGCUAGUGGCCAGCGCACCUGGGCAUGCGGCCCGGCGUGCGGCGGUGCGGCGCAGCUGGGGGAGUGUGAGGGUAGCAGGGGGGCACAGCACACACACGGUUUUUAUACUGGGGCAGCCUGGGGAUAUGGCACAGCAGGCAGCACUGGAGCGUGAGGCAGCCGAGCACGGGGACCUGUUGCAAGCGCGUUUUGCUGACACCUAUGCAAACUUAACCCUGAAGACACUGGCGAUGCUGGGCUGGGCCACCACCCAUUGCCCCACUGCCCGCUUCCUGCUGAAGGCUGACGAUGACGUCUUCCUGAACCUGCCUGCCCUGGCAAGACACCUGGAGCGGCUAGCUGGCCCACCUGCUGCCUAUCUGGGUCAGGUCUAUUCACAUGUGGCACCCAUCCGCAACCCACACAGCCGGCACUAUGUGCCCACCUCACUCUACCCGGAACCUACCUUCCUGCCCUACUGCAGUGGGACUGCCUACAUUCUCUCUGCCCCAGCCGCUGCCGCUAUCCUGGGUGCUGCCCACCAGCUGCCGCUGCUGUCUGUGGAGGAUGUGUUUGUGGCGAUGUGCGCCCACCAUGCUGGCAUUGCCCCGCGCCACUUAGACUAUAUGUCUGGGGCUACCCACUACCCACUUGAUGCCUGCUGCUACAGGGAGGUGCUCUUCAGCGUACAUGAAGUGGAACCUGCCGAAAUGCUGUCCUUAUGGGAGGGAGCUGAGCACCCCUGCACCGCCUGGCAGCGCUUCCUUGGCCUGACCCGCUGCAAGGUCCUGGCCUGGCUGGCUGAGGAGGACACCCCAUGACUGCCUUCCUUCCCUCACACCACCUGAUAACCCUGGGAGGAAAAGGCCUGGGGCCCUGCCUCACUCGGGAGUAGCUAUCUGGCCUUGGACAAGUGAAGGGGUCGAUUGAUUAGAAGAAGGGCUUCCAGGAACUCUGCCUAGAAGCCCACAGUUGCCAGCCUGGAUG